Branchiostoma belcheri (Belcher's lancelet) is the source of this 6310-nucleotide messenger RNA. RefSeq lists its product as uncharacterized. NCBI's taxonomy places the organism in Eukaryota, Metazoa, Chordata, Leptocardii, Amphioxiformes, Branchiostomatidae. The coding region runs from base 1 to 6258 and encodes 2085 amino acids. Gene Ontology annotation, molecular function: protein binding. The transcript has 16 exons. The record is from RefSeq and is a predicted model, not a curated record.
AUGGCGACAAAAGGUGCAACAAAAUUCCGACUGUCAAACUUAAAGGCUAUGCUGAAAAAGAACCCGUCAGAAAGGGCAGAGCUUUCCCUAACCAGUCGCAACUUGAGACAAAUUCCACACGAUGUCUUCACAUUGGACGGGGUAGAAAUUCUACUUGUAAACUCCAACCAACUGGAGAGGAUCCCUCCCAACAUCGCUCACAUGAGCCAGCUACAAGUUCUAGACGCUUCCAGAAAUAACAUAACACUGGUUAGUGAAAAUAUUGCACAGUGCGCCAGGCUACAGGAGUUAAAUCUGUCAUACAACAGGCUGUCGGAUCUCCCACGGGAGCUUUCCAGACUCAGAAAAUUUUGCAAGUUGUACUUGAAGGGAAAUGAGAUCACCAGUAUCCCGCCUGUGGUGCCGACGUUGACUCCUUUGACGCAUCUGGACUUGGCCGCUAACCGCCUCAGCAUCUUACCUACUAGCUUCAAGAAUCUGAAAAGACUGAAAGUUCUUGAUCUCAGCAGUAAUAAUUUUGAGCAGAUCCCAGCACCAGUUGUAGGAAUGAACAGUCUGGAGAGAUUGGAUAUGGGGUUCAACAAGAUCGGCCGUAGGCAAGACCGCACCACGGGCACUACUAAGGGACUGAAAAAGUUGAAAGUUUUAAGUCUCCGCGGAAACAGCAAUCUGACUGCCAUUCCGUUCAUAGAAUAUUUGAGCAAGCUGGACAGCAUCGAAGAGAUCGACGUCAGUGACUGCUCCUUGAAAGUUCUCAAUCCAAAAGUGGGAGCCAUGAAGGGACUGAGGAGUUUGCGGUUGGCCAGGAACGGACUACGGGUCCUGCCCGACGAAAUCUGCUCGUUGGAGAACCUUCAGACUCUUGACGUGGAGCAGAACAAACUGGAGCAGCUCCCCGCUUCCAUGUACAUGCUACGGGAACUACAGAGUAAGCACAAGGUUGGGGAGACCAAGAACGGACUGAUUCUAGACGGGAACCCCAUGUGGUCUCCCCCUCCCCACAUCAUAGCUCAAGGUCAUCCAGAGGUCAUCUCAGCUGUACUGCUUGAAGACGCCGGCAUGCUGGAAGACGUGGUCGCCGAGGAGGCGUUUACAGGGGUCUGUAAUGCCGUCGUGGACGAGUGUCUGGCCGCGGUGACAAAAAGAGGCGGUGCCCUAACCGCGAUGAAAUGGCUUUCCACAACCACAGCUACUCUGCCGGCGUUACCCAACAAGCCGUCCAAGCCCAAGAAGCUAAGGUUCGACACGGAAGACGCCUUGGUAGAUGAUGCCCUGAGGAGGUGUAUGAAUGAGUGUGUGGACAUCGUGUUCUCCCAGGUUAUGUCUCUGGUGUCCAACGAGAAUGUGGUGGACAUGGUGGAGGAGCGCGUCAUCGACUGGCUCAUAAAGGACGCCAUACAGCAGGUGAGAGAAGACCUGAGAAUGAUGGAAACAGUAGAAGACAUCGUGAGGGAAGUUGUGGGGUUGGAUGCCCGCUGGUGCCUGGCGGAGGCGGUAGAAGAACACAUCAGAGCGGUUCUGGGACUCGGGGAGGCGUCGACUCUGGACCAGUAUGGCGAGAAGAGGUGCGAAUGUGUCUCGGAGACGGACCUUCAGCUUCCGGGCGGCGCCCUCCUGAAGGUACCCGACAAGGCGUUAAACAAGGACGUCACCGUCAGCUGCUGUGUCCUGAACCCUGUCACGUACGGACAGGGCCUGCCAUUGGUCCCCGGGGAAACGUUAGUCUCUGACGUCAUCAACAUCAAGCCGCAUUCUACACAGCUACAGAAACACGCCAUGCUCAAGAUCCCACAUGCGGUCUCCCCAUAUGACGACGACCGUGAAUUUGUGCUGAAGUUCUCCCGAAACGGCUCAAACUGGAGAACAGUGUUCGCCGAGGACGACGAAGGCGUACGGGGCCAAGCCGUGUACCGAGUGGACCGCCUGGGUACGUUUGCCGUGGUGUCGCGGGCGAGAACGUACGAACACUGGAUGAAGGCGGGGCAGCAGGAGGUUCACAUGGGCAGGACGGGGGCCGCGGGGGUGGAGGUUCAUCUGCCGGCAGACCCGAUCGCCAGACCACGGGGAAUGAACUUCCAGGUGCUGACCGUUGACGCUAGCUGCAUCUGCCGUGUCAAUCAGCGGGGAUCCACCCCUCGUGGGCAGGCGUCAUCACUUCUAGCUGCUAGCCACAUCUUCAACUUGACCUCAAGGCUCAUUCCACUGAAGAACUACGCCCAGCUCGUGUUACCGCUGGCACUGUCGUCAGAAAAUGACGUCACGUCACCACGAAGCCAGUCGUUUACGUCCGAUGACGACAGCAUCCUGACCAUCGAUGACGUCACCAUGACCACAGUAGAAGACCUCUCCAGGGAGAAGGUGCACGUCGUGGGGUUCUCGCAUGCGCACAACAAGUGGGAGGAUGUGACGCCGAAGGUCAAGUCAGUGACCUUGGAGGGGCGGAGUGUCUCCUUCCGCACCAAGGAGCUGCAAAGUUACGCUGUCCUCUGCUAUUCGCCCAAGGAGGAAGUCAGGAUUGACCCAACGGUGAAGUCUUUAUCCAGAAACAUGACGACAACACAAGUGAACGUCCUGGUCUUCAAAAGAUGGGCGAACCACAAUAAUGACUAUUUAUACGAUGCCAGCCCCACUCGCCAGGUGGCGCACCGCGAGAGUGAAGGCAGCGCCAGACGAGUUGACCUCCGCGUCGAACUUGCAUCCAGGGAAACGCGCGGAUUCGUGGGGCUUGAGGCGAAGAUGGAAGGGUUUGAACCACAAGAUGGGGCGUCACGAGAAGACGUGCUCCUGAAAGAAGGACAGGACCUUCACCUGAGACUGAACAACGUCUUGGAAUGUGACGCGUACAAGGACUACGUCAACUUUCACGUUUAUGUCAGAAAACGCAACAGACUGUCCUUGACGGUAGAGUUCAUGGAUUUCAGCGAGACUGGGUCCAUGGAGGUGUGCACGGGACACCUUGGUGAGGGCAAGAAAGGGGUGACAAAAACCCCCAAGGUGCUGUUCGAAGUGCCUAUUACUUGCCCCGGGGUGGGGAGGAAGACCUCCAGAUUAACUGUUCACAAGUUCGUGGCAUCUAACACUGUCACCAUGGGGGACACGGAAGGUGACGCAAUCCAGAUAGGAAAGCCAUUUUGGUUCCACAACCUGAAAACCAUGCUGAAGAAGGACCCGUCCAACAGGACUCAGCUGUCACUAGCCAACAAGAGUCUCAAGUUCAUACCUCACGACGUCUUCAGCUUGGAGGAGGUGGAAGUCUUAUCUCUAGAGUCCAACUAUCUAGAGAGGAUCCCUCCCAACAUUUCAAUGUUAUCUCAAUUAGAAAUCCUGAACGCUGGACACAACAGGAUUACGUUAGUAAGCGAACUGAUAGGAGACUGUUCUAGGCUUGUGCUUCUAGAUCUGGCUAAUAACAAGCUGAAAGUUCUGCCAAAAGAGCUCGGCAAGCUGAAGAAGCUACAAGACUUUUCCCUCCGGGGGAACAACAUAAAGACCUUUCCUUCGGUUAUCACGAUGUUGACGUCGCUCAUACACUUGGACAUGGCCGGAAAUCGCCUCUCGGUAUUACCGAACGUCUUCAAAGACCUGAGACGUCUCAAGACUUUGGAUCUCAGUAAUAACGACUUUGAACUUGUGCCUUCCGUCGUUGUCGGGUUGAACGAGUUGGAAACGUUAAACCUGAGUUAUAACAAAAUCGGUCGGGUCAAACAGCUCACAACCGGAGUGCGCAAAAGCCUGAAGAAACUGAGGAUUUUGUCUCUUCGCGGAAACGAGUUCCUUACAGAUCUACCUAUGCCUGACUUCAUGUGUACUCUUGACAUUGAGGACCUGGAUAUGAGCAGGUGCAGCCUCUACAGUCUGACGGAGGAGAUUGGGCAAAUGGCGCAGCUCAGGUGCCUGCGGUUGGCCAAGAAUAAGCUACAGACUUUGCCAGAAUCUAUCGGUGAACUGAAGAUGCUACAGACGCUUGACGUGGAGGAAAACAGCAUGAAAAAGCUGCCCACGUCGCUGUAUCAAAUGCGUGGACUGCAGAGGAAACAUGUGUCAGGUGGGGUUAAGUACGGACUGAUCGCCGAGAACAACCCCAUGCGGUCCCCCCGCCCUCUCACGCUCGCACAGGGCAACCCCAGGGUCAUCUCGGCGGUCGUCCUCAAAGACGCCGGGAAGUUAGAAGACGUGGUGGUGGACAAGACGCUGCGGAUUCUGUGUAACUCCAUCCUGAACGAGUGUUGGGCCACGCUGACGAUCAAGUGGCAUGUUCCACCGGUGGUGACGAUGCCGACGCUGUACCACGCGGAGCGGAGCCGGCCAAACCUGACCAGACUGGCCGACGACUUUCCGUGGCGGGUCCGGCCCCACCCCGAGGAAAUGCUCUCCCUCACGACCUACGCCGUACAGAAGUGUCUCUUCCAAACUGUGGACUUCUUGAUAGAGGAAGGGUUAUUGGAGGAAAUCCCGGAGUACGUAACCAAUGGGCAGCUGAUGGAAUCUGUGGUGGAAUGGAUGCUGGAAGAAGCCAUCGACGAGGUGAAGGAUGACAUGAAGAUAAUGGAUAACGUGGAGGACCUGGUGGAGUUGACGGUAGACAUGGAGGUCAGACUGUGUCUGUGGGAGGAGUUAGAGGACAGGAUCGGGGAGGUCGUGGGGCUGGGCGGGGCCAUCACGUAUCUCCAUGGUUACGGCGUAGAGAGCAGCUACGAGGUGGAUUCGGCGGGCGCAGAGCUGACUCUGCCCGGCAGGUGCCUGCUGUCCAUUCCGGAGAAGGCGUUCCGCAGCAGCCUCCUGGUCACGUGCCAGGUCCUAGACCCGACCACCUACCCACGACGUCUGCCAUUGGCUGCCGGGGAGAUCCUGGUCUCUGACGUCAUAGAAAUCAAGCCUGUCACCCAUCUACAGAAACACGCCAUCCUUCAGAUUCCUCACUCUGUUUCUGCCGAUGAUGACGAGCGUGAGGUCGUCAUUAAAGCGACCCGCGGGAAGGGAAACUGGCAAGAUUUGUCCGCACAGGACGACGAACUGGGCCGUGCGGCUGUCGGCAUAGAUCGGCUGGCCACGUUUAUCGUCGUGUCUCGGCCGAAGACGUACGAACACUGGCUGAAGGCGGGGCAGGAGGAGACGUGUCUGGAGACGUCCCGGGGGAACGGCGUGCAGCUCCACCUGCCGCAGGACCCUCUGCACAGGCCCAAGGCCGUCAAAUUCCAGGUUCUCCCGUUCCACGGCUCGUGUCUGACCCGGGCCAUCCACACCACCACCCGCAUGUCCCCGCGGGAACACGCCCUCCCCCUCAUCGCCGCCAGCCAUGUCAUCAGCAUCACCUCCAGACUCACCCAGCUCAGGGACUUUGCUCAAAUUUCCCUGCCCCUGGUGUUCCCGUCUGAGAACGACGAACCCUCCCCGAGAAACGCUGCGGCCCAUCGCGACAUCGUCUUCUCGAUGGACGACGCGAACGUGAGGAACGUGAUCGACACGACUCAGGUCCACAUCGUGGGCUACUCCAACUCCUACAACAAGUGGGAAGACAUGACGUCACGUGUCAGGGGCGUGACGGUGCGUGGCCACAGCGAGAGCGUGUCCUUCCGCACCAAGGAGCUGCAAAGCUACGUAGCGCUGUGCUGCCCGCCAGGCCUUGACCUGAACGUACACGGCACCGUGAUGUCCAUCAUCCACAACAUGGCGAGAAAACACGUCAGUCUCCUGGCUUUCAAAAGGUGGUCGACCCAUGAAGUCGUCCUGUCGCACAGCAGUCCCAUUUCCGGCCGCCAGGGGUCGUCGAGCCAGGCCCAAGUCGUCGCCAAUCUGCUCGAGAUGCGUCUAGAACUCAUCACGCCGGGUACGGAAGACUUUGUCACCAAGCAGGCGAGACUUGAAGGGUUCCAACCUCAGGAAGGAGUCACAGAAGAGGACAUCGUCAUCAAGGAGGGACAGAAACUACAUCUCAGGCUGCACAACGUCGUGGAAGCAACUUCUUGUGUGUACAAGACCAAUGUAGACUUUUGUGUCCACAUUAGAAGACGAAACAGACUUUCUUUGUUGCUAGAAUUUCAGAGCUUAAACGAGAACGGUGAGAUAGAAAUGUGUGUGGGGCAUCACUUGUUGCAAGGGAAGGACAUACCGAGAGUUUUGGUGAAGGUGCCAGUGAGUCCUCCCAGAAACAUUAUGCCUGAAGAGGACGACUUCAUCUCAGAUUCAGAUUCUCAGUCGUCAGAACUUGAAGCACUGAUGUCAGUGCUGGACUUAAGCUUGGCAGAGGAAUCUGUAUAACUCGAAUCGAACAAUUGCGCAGUAGAAACAUGUUUAUUAAAGAAUACACCUA